Rhodofomes roseus is the source of this 1443-nucleotide messenger RNA. RefSeq lists its product as uncharacterized. NCBI's taxonomy places the organism in Eukaryota, Fungi, Basidiomycota, Agaricomycetes, Polyporales, Fomitopsidaceae. Bases 148 to 1254 code for a protein of 368 amino acids. The transcript has 3 exons. The record is from RefSeq and is a predicted model, not a curated record.
ACACGUGAGCGCGCUUCACAACCAAGAUCGCACGGGUCGGCGCUUGGUGAGUUCACGCGGCAUCCAAGUACUUAGUCUCGCAUACCCAGAUGAAAUCGACAACAGCGGAGGACGUGUCCUUCAUGCCAAACCACUGGAAGAUGCGACAUGUCCACCCAGACGAGAACGCUUCACCAUGUUUCCAGCUUCCUCUCCUUUGCUGAGCAUGACCUCUCGCCCGAUUUUCAACUUACCGACGAGCUCACCGACUAUGUCCAGCUCCUCCAGGGAUGCUGUCGCAGUUACGGAGACGAUGUCGACUUCAACGAUCUCUUCAAGGAAGCGUUUGCGCGGCUUAGAUCCCGCAAUAUUAGGGAGCUCUCUGUAGGAGCUCUCGCAGGACGUAUGGAAGACAUGAUCGAGCUAGGGAUGCGCCUCUACACGGGUUGCGGAGGAGUGGUCAAAGAUAUCCCGGAGGCACUCACUACAUGGCAGCACAUCACCAGCCCUAGCUCUCCGCCCUCGCAGCCGCCUCCCCGGCGCAUCCUCGCGAUAGCCUAUGCCCUCCAGGCGAAGGUCUACAAGGACCGUGCGCACGUCGACAAAGAGACGAUCCAAAUCGACGACCUGCGCCGCGCGGCCAUCGCCGCUGACGCCGCCGCGGCGCAAGGGCUCGUCACCCCCAUCGUCCUCAACAUCGCGCAGUAUGCCGCCAUGCCGCUCGGGCUCCCGAGCAACGCAUACCAGUCGUUCAAGAAGCUCCCGGAGUUUGCGUGCCUCACGGACUUGUGGCGCGUGUGGCGGCGGAGGAAUGGGGAGAUCGAGCGGGAGCAGCAGGCGCGAGACCGCAAGGUUGCGCGCGCGCCGAACGCAUAUCGGUGUGCGGCGGAGGGGUGUGGGAUCGAGGGGACGAAGAAGGCUACGCUUCUGAGGUGCGCCGGAAAGUGUGAGGAAGCGUCUAAGCCACACUACUGCAGCAAGGAGUGCCAGAAGAAGGACUGGAAGCGACACAAGCGAAUGUGCAAGCCAGGUGCUCCAGUCUUCGCAGGGGUAUCCACUUCAAACGGCGCAAAGACUGCCUCUCAGAGGUCCUCUGAUGCUGUAUCCUCCGAGCGGAGUCCUUGGGACGAAGAGUUCUUGCCGCAGGACCCUGGGAGAGAGCGGAUGAUUACGGUGCCUACGCCAGGUCGACCGGGCCAUUCCCUGCAGAUAUCAUCCUCGAUGAUGACACCUGCCAUGCUCAAGGACUUGAAGGAGGAGAUUGCGAGGCCCUGAGCUCAUGAGAGCGAGUACUCUCGUCGCGAGGACUUAUUGAGUGUUGAACAAGGGCAGAUCAUGAUGUAUACGAGGCGUCUAGUUGGCAUACACAAACUUACUUGCAAUUAAUAUAGGACACGGAAUACCCCAAAUACAGGAUCAAAUGCUUGGGAUGUGAAUUAGUAUGCGUGCGCAUGCUAGGUGGGC